Messenger RNA from Emericellopsis atlantica, 693 nucleotides. RefSeq lists its product as uncharacterized. Lineage: Eukaryota; Fungi; Ascomycota; Sordariomycetes; Hypocreales; Bionectriaceae. The record is from RefSeq and is a predicted model, not a curated record. Bases 1 to 693 code for a protein of 230 amino acids. The transcript has 2 exons.
AUGCCUGUCCUCAACGACCAGUUUGAGAGGCUGAUCGGCCGGGCCCGCAGAGCUCAACGCCUGCUCUGGGUCGACCAAGUCAACAUUCACCACCCGCGUGAAGUAUUCGAGGCCGCGCUGAACGAGAGGCUGAGCAACCCAGCCUCAAUUCAAGUCAGGUGGCCACCAGUCACCUCUGCUGUCCAAGCCACGGCGGCAGGCCACGAUGGGGUCGUCUUUCUGGAGGCGGCUUCACGAUCCGAUUAUGCGCAGCGCGCUCAACGAAUGCCCGCACAGCCGCCCACCAGUGCUCCUGUCUCGAGUGCUAUGGACGCCGUCGAGACUGCAACGGCGGCUUCGACACCAGCACAGCCGGACACCGCACCGCCGCCGGCAUUGCACACUGCGCCCGGGGCAUCCCACCUCACUGAACCCGAGCCGACUGAGACAUGUCCCACGUGUCUAGGCAGCGGUCGUGUCAUCCGGGGCACCGAAGCGAUCCCUACCCCCGCCGCUGCCCCCGCCGACGACCAGAUGGACACGACGUCUGACGCAAGUCAAUCAGACGUCGACUCAAGUCAAUCAGACGUCGACGCAAGUCCUUUCACCUGGGGAGACUGGUUAGAGGCAGGCAACGACCGCGACUGGGGCUACUGCGCCUGGUCCGACAAGGAUCGAGACAUGUCCCGCUCCCCCACUCCAUUGUACCCUUAA